UUCACAAUUAUUCACAAUCACCUUAUUCUCGUGACGUCUUCGUGCUAUAUAUAAUUAUUAAUAAAUCUGCGUUCGUUGUUUCAAUUUUUUUGUCUGGCUCGCUACUCGCUAGUUGGCUAGUUUGCUCUCUUUUGUUGACUUCGCAGUUACUCGCAAUACCGUCGGACCUUGUCGUCUGAACGUUUUUGUUCGUUUGCCUGCCACCUCUAAAUCCUAUUCAAUUUGCUGAUUAUUUCGCCGUUUAACCCGGAACUGUCACAAGACUCCAAGCGUUCACUACGUCCCCUAUAGUUAAGUGGAAUUCCAAGAGACCAGUCGUUACCACAGGAGAUACGAACAUACGCAUGUCAAUCCAGAAUCUCAACGUAUUCGACCCGUUUGCUGAUGCAAUCAAGGGUGCAGACGAUGACGUUCAAGACGGACUUGUUCACAUAAGAAUUCAACAGCGUAAUGGUCGUAAAACAUUAACAACGGUUCAAGGUCUAUCGUCAGAAUAUGACUUAAAGAAGAUAGUACGGGCCUGCAAAAAGGAGUUUGCUUGCAACGGUACAGUAGUUGAACAUCCUGAAUACGGUGAAGUGUUACAAUUACAAGGGGACCAACGAGAAAACAUUUGCCAAUGGUUAACUAAAUGUGGUCUUGCCAAGUCUGAUCAACUCAAGGUCCAUGGUUUCUGAAAGAAACAAUUUAAACAUGCUACAAAAUAUAUUGGAUUGUUAACGUACAACAUCUCAGUCAAACAAAUAAUAAUUAAUUCAAAAUUCUCAAUUUCAUAACAUGUUUUAAUAAAUGUAAUAUUUAAUCCUAGUGAUUUUUCAAAUCAUUUAAUGUUCAACAAAGUAGAUUUGAAUUAGCAUUAGUGCCUAUGUAUUUCUAUGCUACUGACAUAUUUAGAGAGUAUUUUUUAUUAUUUUCAUAAUUAUAUGAAAUAAGAAAAAUUAUUAACUGUAUUAUAUUUAAAUCCACAUAUGUAAUGUAAUGUGAAUGCUAUAAACUUCAUUAUAGAUACCUAUGGUAUUUAAAAUUUUUAUUUCAUAAAUGUACACAUAUUUUUUUCAUUUGUAAACUGUGAGAACUUACCACAUCUCAAGUAAAAUAUAUUAAAAAUAUAAUAUUAUAUACACACAUUGCAAACAAGUGCAGUAAGUCCUCGUUUAACAGCCCUGUUAGAUUAAAUUUUCAGCAACUAUUAAUUGACAUUCACUGUUUAAUGAUUUAAUCUAUAUUCUAACAUUGAUUUUGACUGACAACUUAUUUUUUAUUUUAUGUCUUAGUUCACAUUUUUUUUUUUCAGAAACAACCCUUAUACUAAGCAAGGAUUUACUGAAUAUUAUUUUCUAUUGGUUUACCAAAUGGUGUUAUAAUAAAUCGUAUAUAUAUUUGUAUGAAACAUGACUUAUGUAAAAAUCUAAUUAAACGUCCAUUUACUCA
Messenger RNA from Myzus persicae (green peach aphid), 1431 nucleotides. RefSeq names its product eukaryotic translation initiation factor eIF1 (gene eIF1). The record is from RefSeq and is a predicted model, not a curated record. NCBI's taxonomy places the organism in Eukaryota, Metazoa, Arthropoda, Insecta, Hemiptera, Aphididae. Gene Ontology annotation, cellular component: eukaryotic 43S preinitiation complex. Bases 345 to 677 code for a protein of 110 amino acids. The transcript is spliced from 3 exons. Gene Ontology annotation, biological process: translational initiation. Gene Ontology annotation, molecular function: RNA binding; ribosomal small subunit binding; translation initiation factor activity.